This is a messenger RNA of Marchantia polymorpha subsp. ruderalis, 1112 nucleotides long. The record is from the annotation of a GenBank genome assembly. NCBI's taxonomy places the organism in Eukaryota, Viridiplantae, Streptophyta, Marchantiopsida, Marchantiales, Marchantiaceae.
UGGCGUAGUCCCAUAACCGUAUCACACGUCAGACACGGUUACAGACUCGCAGUCAGUCCGUCCUUGACACUUUGUCCUGUCAUGGCCUUGCCUUCUCUGCUUACUGUUCUAUACAUUCAUCGUAUGUUAUGAUGAAGCCACCAAACCAGCGUUGUAGAACAUCGCAGUUCGUUGAACUGAAUUCCCAGCGACGAAGACGACGCGGAUAAGAGUCACUUUGAAGACAGACAUGACAUUGCAUUUCGAUGUCUGUUGUGAGGAGGAGGAGGCUGCGGCAGCAGCAUCGAUUCAAGUGUAUAAAGAGUCGAUAGAUGGGAGGCAUGAGUUAUUUUUGAUCUGCACGGGAGAUGGCAGCAGGGGAGAUCCAAGGGAGGACGAUAUAAUGAUACCUACAAUAGAUCAAAGAAUGAAUAUGAUUCCAAAGCUUUAGUCUCUUUGCACUUGAAAUCUGGCGGAGCCGGAUUUUGUAUGGCACUCGAUUCCUGGUGUCAUUCACACUAUAACGAGCAGUGCAUGUAGUAGGGUACAUUUGCAUAAAGCAGGGACCGAGGGAGGAAGAGGUGGAAAAGAGGAUAUCUCUGAGCUGCUCGACACCCACCCGGAGGGUACCUUGAUUUGUUGCUGGGGGCCGGACACCAGCGAAGGUGGCUGAUGGGGUAGUGUGGGCGGGGUAAUAGUUCCCCUGGGAAAGACUGGGAACGUACGCACGGAGUUAUCUUGUACCCGUGUGAUUGGGCGCAUGAAGGCUCGUGGCUACCACGUGAUAUAGAGCACUAGCUACCAAUUUGCCUCAGGACUCCUCAACCACCAGCUUCAAAACAGAGUCCUCAGAGUCCUUCAUAGCGUCCCAUUGGUUUCGAGCUUUGGACCUUCCUGUCCGAAAGCAAGGUGCAUUCUUUAUUUAAAAAAUUGUAAAAGGGGAAGACUUUGGAGAGAGAUUUUUGGCCGUUCAGGUUGACAUAGGGCAUAGACAUCGGCUUGUUCGUAAAAAGAACAAAAUGAAGAGUGCAGUUAUGGCCAAAUAUACCUCCCUUACCACCUCGGAAGUGUUUUUCAGUUAGGAUUUCAUUUAUUAUUCAAGAGAGUAGAAUUCUUGCUCAUUGUCACGACCU